Messenger RNA from Chelonus insularis, 3731 nucleotides. RefSeq lists its product as uncharacterized. The transcript has 9 exons. NCBI's taxonomy places the organism in Eukaryota, Metazoa, Arthropoda, Insecta, Hymenoptera, Braconidae. The record is from RefSeq and is a predicted model, not a curated record. Bases 148 to 2949 code for a protein of 933 amino acids.
GACGGGCAUCAAAGAAUGUAAGUGUUUAGUGUUGAUUCAACUCGCGUGUUGUUUCUGUUCAUUAGAAUUUUUAGUUUGACUUAUCAUAAAAUCAUAGCACACUCAAUUCAUGUUUCAUCGUACCAUGAAAGCCAAUUAAAUACAAUCAUGAUGUCAAAAUAUUUAUUUUCUUUCAUUUUUUUCACUUGCGUUGCUGGAAUUUGGUGUCAAGCAAACAAAGCUAGUAGUGGAAGUCAAAGUAAUGGAAAUAAUAAUAAUAAUAAUCAAGUUGUUGAUGUCAUAGAAACUCAACCUGGAGCCGAGGCAAUCAAGAAUGACUUAAUAACUCAAACUGUUUAUGGUUUCCUCGAUUUUACUACAACUAUUGGGAAUACUGUGAUGGUGUUUAGUCCCCAUAGUGCUCCUCCUGAAGGUGAAAAGAAACAGAUAACAUCAACAAUUCAAACAAAACCUUCAGCUAUCAUCAAAAAAAAUAUUGAUAUUCAACCAAGUAAGACACACAAAGGUGAUGAUAAUACUCUUCAGGAGCAGAAAAAAUCAAUCAAAAAUACAAAAGUUGUUGUAAAUUCUAUAGUUCAAGCACAAUAUGAACCCAAAAUUCAGGCUACAAAAAAUCCCAUUCUUUCAACGGUCGUUCAAGUCCGCUCUAAAGACGAGAGUGCGGUUAAAAAUAAUUUAGCUGAACCAGAAUACGAUUAUUUAUCAAAACAACCAGCUGAAGUAAUUGAUGAGACUUAUAAGGUAAUUAAUUUAAGUCCUACUACAAAACAUGCGCCAAAGCCUAGGCCAUCACCGAAAAAGGAGAAAGAGAAUCCCACGGGUCUUGUGACAAAAUUGGGUGGAACAAUAAUCAAAGAUGGAUUGACAACAGUACAUGAAACAUCCGUGAUUGGUACAUAUAUUAAUGGAAAAUAUGCCCAAGUCCUUCAAAGCACUUCCCGGAUACUUAAGCCAGGAUCACAAGGUCAUUUAGAUAACAAUAUUAAAAUACGUCCGACAAAUACACAAAAAAUACUCAAGACUAUUGGACCUCAGCAUGGAAAGUUGAAGCCACAAUUGGAACCAACUCCUACGCAACAAGAGGAAUCUUCAUUGCCCCUUGAAGUCCUAUUUAGUGCUCCUUCAGGAGCCAAUGUUAAAGUAACACGAAGACCUUCUUUAAACAAUGGAGUACGCCCUAAAUAUAAAAAUAAGAUUUCUGAUGAUCAAGAUAAUAUUGAAAGUUUUCAACAACCUAAAAAUUAUGAAAAAAAUCGACCAACAACAUUACGGCCCAGUUUCAAAAAUCGUCCAGUCACUACGACAACAUCAGAACCACCUACAACUCGUCGAAGAAGUGGAUUUCGUCCAUUAAAUUCAUCUCCGAAAUUGAACCGACCAAAGUCUGAACAAAAUUCUAAUCCAGUUGGAGUUCCAAAAGUCAAGUUACCACGAACCCAAGGUCGUUGGUCUUAUAAAACAACUCCAAAACCACGAAUAGCAAUAAGAAAGCAAACCAUUGAUGAUGAGGAAAAAGUAGUUUCUACUCCAGAGACUGUCAUUACAAGUGAUGGAGCGAUUACAUCUACAACGGAAGAGAAAUCACUAUCUCCUCCGGUUGUACAGAAGAAGGUUUCAGUUUCGGAAGGUGUGCCAGUAGAUGAUGAAUUAGAUUCAAGUGAGUCGGAACAGGUAAAUUCUACAAGUGAUCAGAGCGAUCAAGUUGAUGCUAUUCUUCCUGCGGAAACUUUGAAUGUGGAAAUUUCUACUGUCUCAGACUUGAAUGAUAUUUAUUAUGAGAUAGCUACAAUUAAAACUCCUUAUACUUUCCAAGUUGGAACUAUGAAAAAUACUCGUUAUAUUACAGUGACAUCAACAUUAAAGAAAUCAUUUGCAACAGCAGACCCAACGACACCUUCAUCAACACCUACAGAACCAUUGACAGAAAAUAUCUUAGCAAACACAGGAGCAGCUUAUGAAUCAUCAUUACCGUUAGAUUCAUCAAUAGCAACACUACCAGCUAUUACUCUUGAGUCAGGACAAAUGACUCCACCAUUAGAAACAUUAACAGAGACAUUUACAACAACUCAAACAUUAUUAAAAACAUAUUUAUUGCCAGUGGUAGCUGCAGGAAAUACAACUAGACAUACUUUAGUUCAAACUUAUAAUAUAGCACGCAUGGUAACAGCAAUCAAAACAUUACCACCAUCAGAGAUUUAUCAGUUCAUUCCGUCAAAAACUUUGAAUGAAUUUAAUUCAAAGUUGGAUGAAGCAGGUAGUGAAUUACACUUAGAAUUAGACUUUGGUGACGAUGAAAACGAUGAUGAAGAUAUUCCUAAAAGAGUUUUGGUUCCAUCCUCGGAUAAUUCUGAUUUAGAAGGUUUUAAAUCAGCUCAAAAAGCAUCAAGUGGUAAAUUAGAGGUAUCAACAUCGAGUCCUGAAUCUCAAUUAACUCCAGAACAAGCUCAACAGUUGGCUUUACUCAAGUAUUUUAAUCAAGCCGCUCCAGGAGCUCAAGUUAUCACAACUUCUCGACCAAUAAUAGUUUUGGAAACUUUGUACGAGUCUCACGUGAUUCCUUUAGUAAAUAACGGCAAUACUGUUUACUCUACAUUAACAAGACCUGUUGCAACUGUUCCAAAGACAUCUUAUGAGGUUAGAACUUCAACUAUUUCACCACCUUUAGUGCCUCCUGUACCACCAGUACCAAUUUUCCCUCCUCAACCGCAAUUUACUAUUACCAGUGCACCUAUAAUCACUCAGACUUUGGCUACAGUGUCAGAUUCUAGAAUUCUUAAACUUACCUUUGGUGCUAAGACAGCUUACACUACACUCUUUUCAACUCGAGUUGUCCCAACGGAAAUCACAACUUAUGUAACUACAACGAUUCCUCUUCAGCCAACGGUUCCAUCAUAUCCGGGCUAUUUCGGACCUCCUGUGGGUUUCCCGGCAUUCCCAUAUGUUGGGUAACUAAACAUAAUUCCAUUCAAAUAAUGGAAACAAAUGGAGAAUAGUAAGAUUAUGUCGAUCAUUUAAGAUUUUGUUGCAUUUACCGAUAAUAAUUUUUUUAUUAAUUACCUUAAUAAUUAAUAAUAAUUUUAGUAUUCUAAGCCAGUUGAAAAAAGAAAGUAUAUUUUUAUUGUAAAUAAAUUAUUUUUAUUGAUACUUUAUCUUAUUUUUAGAAUUUUUGUAAAUAAAUCAUUGAAAAUAUAAUAAGACAAACUAUAAUUGUUCAUUAUUUUGGUCAUGAACUAGGUGAUUAAAAAAUCUUGAAAAAUAUUAAAGAUACAAGUAAUGAUGUUAAUCUACGCAGAAAAAAAAAAAAUAUGACUGAGUACUGUAUUACAUAGUAAUCUUUCAAUUAGAAAUUAUUUUCAUAAAAAUUAAGUUAAAUAUAAGCACAGUACUGAAUCAUGUUUUCUUUUUUCCGUGUCGAAUGGAAUGUACGGUUUCAUUUUUGUAUGACCUCUAAAACUAGCACCUCUGCUACCUUUGUUAACUUGUUUACACAAUUAUUAUAUUACAAAAUAAUAACAUUUAAACGCGAUCCUAAUCUGUAUAUGAUAUAUUCUCGUUCAUCUUUUUAUAUUGUAAUAAAUAUGUAUUUAUUGUGCAAAAAUGAUUAAAUAAUAUUUUGUAUAAAAUUUUUAAAAAAUAAUUUUUAUAGUAUACAGGGUGUCUGUUUAUUCCUAACAAGGCCGGUUGUAUAAUAUGUAAAAAAAAACUAAAAUAAAAACGUUCUAUUUUGGGAA